UCUUCAAAUACCAGAUGCGUGUGAUUCCAACCCACAAGGGACUCAGCCGGACUACUGAAACUGAAAGGCGCGCGGACGCUGGACGACGUCGUGGGAAGGCUUGAACGUUGGACUCAGUGUCUGUCGAACCCACAAUUUGAGCUGGGAGCAGAAUUGCAUGCUUGCAAUUUGAGCGCUCCCGACUUAUCUUGAUUCGACGAUAGACGGACCUUUGACCGACAAGCGGUCCAACGAGAUUCGAUGUUCCCACCGGCGACUGCCGCGCUCGCGACAGUGCGCGGCUUCAACGGAUCAUCGGUGGUUUCUGGUGACGAGGACUCAGACUGCUGCACUACCCAUGUUAUCAAAAAGCAGCUCGCCACACCCGACAAAAAGCCCCAUGUCAUCGAAGAUAUCGUCAGCGCCAACUGCAGCCCGGCCCUCAAGCCGGCUGUUCCGCCUGGCGGCAUGAGCGGCAUCAGCAGGCUCCGAAUGCAGCUGGAUGCGCUGAACAUUGGCGCUGACAGAAACGCCAAUACCACGGCACUCUCAUCGCGUACCGCUUCGCUGACCUACAGCGACAGCCUCCGCUCCCCUCCGGCCAGCGAUACUACGGCCAGCAGCGGCCGGGACAGCGGGUACAAGACCCGCAGCGGAAGCGUGAGCAGCAGCGAUGCGGACUCGGCGUCUGGCAGCCGCACCCGCUAUGAGAUCAACUUGGAGAACGACUUUGAGAGUGAGGCCAAUGGCCGUGCCGCGGAGGAUCCUGUCCGUCCCCGUGGUAAGAUGACGGCGGACGACUUUGAGCCUCUGCGGUGUCUUGGUAAGGGUACCUAUGGGACGGUUUUGCUGGUCAAGCAGCGCACGACCGGGCGGUUGUAUGCCCAGAAGCAGUUGAGAAAGGCGUCCCUGAUUGUGGAGAAGAAGUUGGUCGAGCAGACCAAGACGGAGCGGCAGAUAUUGGAAAGCGUCAAUCGCCAUCCGUUCGUCGUCAAACUUUACUACGCAUUUCAGGAUCAGGAGAAACUCUACCUGAUCCUCGAGUAUGGCCAAGGCGGCGAAUUGUUCCACCACCUGAAAGCAGGCGGGAUGUUCUCCGAGGAGACCGCCGCGUUCUAUAUGGCCGAGAUGGUUCUGGCGUUGAGCCACCUCCACGACGACUUAGGCGUGGUCUACCGCGACCUCAAGCCCGAGAACUGCCUGCUGGACGCGCAUGGUCACCUGCUGCUCACAGACUUUGGCCUCUCCAAGGUAGCGGUCGACUCGGAUGGGUGCAACUCGAUUCUCGGCACUCUCGACUACAUGGCGCCCGAAGUGAUCCUCGGCAAAAAGUACGGCAAGGCGGUGGACUGGUGGUCGCUAGGCGCAAUCGGUGUUGACAUCAUGACGGGUCAGCCGCCCUUUACUGGGAACAACCACGCCAAGAUCCAACACAACAUCGUCCGCCAGAAGCUCUCUCUGCCGUUCUUCCUCAGCCCAGAUGCUAAGGACCUCCUCAGUCGCCUGCUGCGCAAGGACCCCACCAAGCGACUCGGCUAUAACAUGCCCAAGGAUCUGGCCACUAUCAAAAAGCACCGUUUCUUCCGCAAGAUUGAUUGGAAGAAGUUGGCCGCACGCGAGUUGGAGCCGCCCAUCCGCCCGCUCAUCACGGACCCCGAGCUGGCCGAGAAUUUCGCGGACGAAUUCACCAACCUUAGCCUCAGCCCCUUGGUGAAGCGCUUUGCCGACGUCGAUGUGCGCAGUCCGAAGGACAUCGGCGAUGACCCUUUUGGAGGCUUCAGCUUUGUGGCACCCAGUAGCCUGCUAGAGAGCCACGGCUUCUGACUUUGGGGUUCAGAUUGGGUACUCGAUACUGUGGCAGUUCCACUCUGUGCCAGGGAUCCAUGGUUUCAGGCGUACAAUGGAUGUAUGGUCCGUGGCUGAGACUCGCAACCACCAAGGUAGAUGCAGAUGAAGCAAAACUCUGGAGAGGGGUUGGCGUUGAAUGCUGGUGGGGAGGUUUAUUGCUUUAAGGGAUUGGGCUUUCUGUAUUCAGUAUUCUUUGGUUGCAGGUUGAUCCUUGUGAAAAGUCAGCAGGAUCUGCGGUAUAACGUUAGGCCUUUAGCUAUCAUGUCUAUGGUCCUUGAUUGACACUGAACUGGAUGCUUGAGGCGCAUGGUGCGAAUGGGUGUGUGAUGGUUCCCUUCUGGAAAAGGAUUAAGCAGUUAUCGCCGAGUGACUCCUCGUAAUGUUAGAUCCCAGAUGUGAGGUACGAUAGAUGUGAGGUGUGAUGGGCUACACAAGCUC
Chaetomium strumarium is the source of this 2265-nucleotide messenger RNA. Its product is annotated as kinase-like domain-containing protein. Gene Ontology annotation, molecular function: protein serine/threonine kinase activity; ATP binding. Gene Ontology annotation, biological process: protein phosphorylation. The transcript has a single exon. The coding region runs from base 241 to 1803 and encodes 520 amino acids. The record is from RefSeq and is a predicted model, not a curated record. Lineage: Eukaryota; Fungi; Ascomycota; Sordariomycetes; Sordariales; Chaetomiaceae.